Messenger RNA from Bradysia coprophila, 4155 nucleotides. RefSeq lists its product as uncharacterized. Lineage: Eukaryota; Metazoa; Arthropoda; Insecta; Diptera; Sciaridae. The record is from RefSeq and is a predicted model, not a curated record.
AUGGAUGAAGCUUUAUUAAAAUUGUUAGCAGAUCAGACACUUGCUCUGCAAGAAUUGACUAAAAUAGUUGUCGCUAACAAACUCGACGGUGAUGCAAUACAUGCUAAUAAUGCUCAACGAUCAAUGGAUUUAUUGGCAAACUCACUCACCGAUUACAUGCAUGAACCUCAAAGCAAAUUCACGUUCACAACAUGGUAUGAUCGACACGAGGACGUGUUUUUGGUUGAUGCGAAAAAUCUUGAUGAUGCAGCAAAAGUGCGACUGUUAUUGCGUAAGUUGGAUGAUAAAUCGCAUUCCACAUACGUGAAUUUCAUUUUACCGAAGAAAACGAGCCAGAAUUCGUUCGAGGAUACCGUCAAGAUUUUGAAGAAAAUGUUCGGCGAACCGGAAUCAUUGUUCAGCGUUCGAUACAACUGUAUGAAACUGGUUAAAAAAUCAUCUGACGAUUUUAUUGCUUUUGCCAGUAUAGUCAAUAAGGAAUGUGAACGCUUUGAAUUUGCGAAUUUGACAUCGGACCAAUUUAAAUGUUUGAUUUUUAUAUGUGGCCUGACUUCAUGUGAAAAAGAGUUUCGCACACGUUUGUUAAUGAAAGUCGAGUCGGAGGCAGCGUUGACCUUGGACACAUUGACCGUUGAAUGUAAGCGAUUAAUGGAUCUCAAAUCGAAUGCAGAAUUGAUCGUGAAAAAUACACCGAGUUCAUCCGCGCCGCAAGUCAAGCAGAUUUUUGAUAAAAACAAAAAGAAAUCGGCCAAGCCGGUGGAACAAUCCAAUUCACACCGAAUCAACAAUCAAAAUUCAACGAAAAAAGUUCCGUAUCGUCCGUGUUGGCUUUGUGGUGAAAAACAUUUCGUCAAGGAAUGCACGUAUACAAAACAUCUUUGCCGUGAUUGUAACAAGACGGGACACAAAGAAGGAUUUUGUAAUUCUGCCCAACCGAAAAAGCAGAAUUCAAGUCAAACAAAUUCUUCGGAUAAACGCACCAAAGUGAUUGCUGUUUCGAAAGUGGAUUUUGCUGCGAAGAGAAAAUUCAUUGUUAUCCACAUCAAUGGAACACCGAUACGUCUACAAGUGGAUACAGCAUCUGACGUCACCAUUAUUUCACGUGACAACUAUGUGCUAUUGGGUCAACCACCAGCGGUUGAAUGUAUCGAAUAUGCUCAAAAUGCAUCUGGUGAUCCUCUGUCGUUACAACUCGAGUUCGAUUGCAAAAUUUCCUUUAACAACGUUGAUACAGCCGGCGUAUGUUAUGUGACAGAUGUACCUGACUUGAACGUUAUUGGUAACGAUUGGCUAGAUUUGUUUGGAUUAUUCGACGUUCCGUUGAAUGCUGUUUGCAGUCAAAUAACCAAGACAUCAAAUCCUGUCAAUACACACGACUUUAUGGUGAACUUCAAGCAAAGAUUUUCAUCAGUGUUCAGUUCGACUCUGGGCAAAUGCACUAAAACCCAAGUCACAUUACGUCUCAAACCUGAGGCACAACCAGUUUUCCGUCCGAAACGUCCAGUUGCAUAUGCUGCUGUUCCAAUAGUUGACGCCGAACUGGAUCGUUUGCAAGAAAUGGAUGUUCUUAGUCCCAUUUCGUAUUCCGAAUGGGCUGCUCCAAUUGUUACAACCAAGAAACCUAAUGGAUCCAUACGUUUAUGCGCCGAUUUUGCUACUGGUCUGAACGAUGCAUUGGAAACGUACCAUUAUCCAUUACCAACGCCGGAUUCGAUUUUUGCUACAUUGAAUGGCGGAAAGUAUUACUCAAAAAUCGAUUUUGCUGAUGCUUACUUCCAGUUAGUGGUGGACGAGUCAUCCAAGAAAUAUAUCACCAUAAAUACGCAUCGUGGUCUAUUUCAAUUCAAUCGUUUACCGUUUGGAGUUAAAGUCGCUUCUGCGGUUUUUCAACAAAUCAUUGACGCGAUGAUUGCGGGUUUGGACCGAACUUGUGGAUAUCAGGACGAUAUCACCGUAAAUGGACGUACGAUCGAGGAACACAACCGAAAUUUGAUUGCAUUGUUCGAACGAAUCAAAGAGUGGGGUUUCAACAUACGCCAUCACAAGUGUAAGUUCAUGAUGACAGAAAUUGAAUUUCUUGGUUUCAUUAUAGAUGAACACGGUCGUCGACCGAAUACAGCCAAAGUUCAAGCUAUUGUUGAUAUGCCUGAGCCACAUGAUGUUACAACAGUCAAAUCGUUCUUGGGAAUGAUAAAUUAUUACUCCAAGUUCGUCAAAGAGAUGAAAGAUCUACGUUUUCCAUUGGAUCGUUUGCUAUGCAAGGACGUAAAAUUUGAAUGGACUGACGAGUGUCGCGAAGCUUUCAAUAAAGCGAAGGAAAUUUUAUUAUCCGAUUUGCUGUUGGCUCAUUAUGAUCCCAAUGUGCCGAUUAGAGUUGCAGCUGAUGCAUCGAUUCAUGGGCUUGGUGCUGUUAUUUUUCAUCGAUAUGACGACGGUUCAGAGAAAGCUAUCGAACAUGCAUCACGAAGUCUUUCUCCUGCUGAGAAAAACUACGGUCAAAUCGAAAAGGAAGCGUUGUCAUUGGUAUUCGCUGUUCAGAAAUUCCACAAAAUGAUUUGGGGACGAAAAUUUGUCUUGGAAACCGACCACAAACCAUUGCUCGCUGUAUUUGGUGCAAAGAAGGGCAUUCCGGUCCAUUCAUCGAGCCGUCUACAGCGAUGGGCGAUUUCAUUGAUGUCAUACGAUUUCGUUGUUGAACAUAAGAACACCGAAAAUUUCGGACAUGCAGAUGCACUGUCUCGACUUAUUGCUAAUCAUCAAUCGCCAUUGGAACCGAUCAUCAUUUCAUCAAUUCGCAUUCUGGAGGAUUCAAUCAAUCGAAUUUUGGUCGAUGCAAUCCGUGUGCUACCUGUCACUGCUGAAAUGAUUGCACACGCAACGAAAAAUGACGAGUUACUUGCAUCCGUGAGUACAUAUUUGAAGUCGACUUGGCCUUCACAUAUUGACAAUGACGUACUGAAGAUAUUUUACAAUCGACGUGAAUCGUUAUGCGAAUUGGACGAUUGUUUGUUAUUCAAUGAUCGGGUUGUAAUUCCGUUAUCGUUACAGAAUGAAAUUUUACAACAACUUCACGUUGCUCAUCCUGGCAUUGUUCGAAUGAAAGCUUUAGCUCGCAGUUACGUAUACUGGCCAAACAUUGACAAAGACAUCACCGAAUAUGUGCAACGUUGUUCACGUUGUGCAAGUACAGCAAAAACACCGGUUAAGGCAACGUUAUCGUCAUGGCCCAAGUCAUCGCAUGUCUGGUCUCGUGUGCAUAUUGAUUUUGCUGGAGAGUUUCAAGGACACUACUAUUUUGUCAUCGUCGAUUCCUAUUCCAAGUGGCCAGAAAUUUUCAUUAUCCAACAUCUCCCCCCAUUAACAACAUUACAUCUGCUGCAGCGAUUUCUAAAUUACAAGAACUUAACGCACGUUUUGGAAAUAUGUCGAUUCUUGUUUCCGAUAAUGGUCCUGCGUUCAUCUCUGUUGAAUUCGACGAAUUUUUCAAAUGGUCAGGCCGAACGAUUUGUCGAUACAUUCAAGCGGGCACUCAAAAAAGCAAAAGGGGAGGAACGUGUACCUGACGUUCUACAGACAUUUCUUCAGCGUUAUCGGAUGACGCCAAACGCUCAAUUACCGAACAAUUGCAGUCCAGCCGAAGUUAUGUUUGGACGAAAAAUGAAUUCAGUUCUAGAUUUGGUGAAACCGAGAUUGAAAUUUGAUGUUAUUCGUGAUGUCAAAAUGGAAGACCAAUUCAACACUAAACAUGGAGCAAAGCAUCGAAUUUUCUAUCCGAAUCAGAAAAUUUAUGUACGAGAUUUCCGUGAGAGGAAAAUUGUAUGGUCACCAGCCGUGAUCAUCGAACGAGUCGGCAAUGUGGUAUACAACGUUGAAUGCGAUGGAAUCAUAUGGCGUCGUCAUGCAAAUCAAAUUCGUGUCCGAUACGAAUAUGAGGAUGAGCAGUCUGAUCCAGUGUUAAGUUUGUUGUACGAUGUAUUUGAAACGACACCAUUACCAGUCAUCAUUCAGCAACCUGAAGUAUCACAAAGUACACCACAGCCGAACGAAACAUUUUCAACCAUUCCAACAAUUCCAGCCCGACCACAACGUGACCGCCGUCAAGUUGUUCGUACCGAUUUUUCACGUUGCGUCAAGGGGAGAUAUUUGGAUCUUUAA